AUGGUGGCGACUCCCGGGAGGUGCUUGCGGUGCGGCUCCGGGCGAGACCCCCUCGGGCGCGGCCGUGAGGCGGCUGCAGUGUCGUGUCGGCGCCUCCGGGUGCCGCUGUUGGGCCGCCGCCGAGCGUUGCUGGAGCCGCCGCCGCCGCCGCCUCUGAAAUACUUCACGGUGAGCGAGGAGAACGGGAACCUGUACGUGAGCGAGAGGCUGGACCGGGAGGAGCUGUGCGGGAAGUCGUUGUCCUGCUCCGUCAGCUUCGAGGCGCUGGUGCACAACCCGCUCAACGUUUUCCAUGUCCAGGUGGACAUUCAGGAUGUGAACGACAACGCCCCACGCUUCCUGCAGGACAAUUUCCAGCUGGAGAUCAACGAGUUCACUUCUCCCGGCGCGCGAUUUGCCGUGGGUGUGGCCGAGGACGCGGACGUGGGCAGCAACUCCCUGCAGGGCUACGAGCUGGAGACCAACGGGUACUUUGCGGUGGAGGUGAAGGAGAGCCUGGAAGGAAGCAAGUUCGCAGAGCUGGUGCUGCGCCGUGCGCUGGACAGAGAAAGCGAGAAUAGUCUGCGGUUGGUGCUGACUGCGCUGGAUGGCGGUGACCCGCCCCGGAGCGGCACCGCCCAGCUCUGCAUCAACGUCACCGACGCGAACGACAACCCACCCGUGUUCCCGCAGGACCGGUACCGCGCCAGCCUGCUCGAGGACACGCCUCCGGGCUCGACGGUGCUGAACGUCUCCGCCUCCGAUGCCGACGCCGGCACCAACGCCCACAUCACCUACAGCUUCGGGAAAAUGCCGGCCAAGGUGCUUCAAAAGUUCGUGGUGGAUUGUUAUCAGUAUUUCUGUGUCCUGGAGAGAACAGACAGGCAUGAAUUUCAUCGAACCGUAGUGGUGGGAUGGACACGGGAUGGAGUGGGGACAAAAGUGUCGUGGGACGGUGCUUUCAGGCGCUUUGAAGCGUCAUCUGCAAUAUUUGAGCUUCCCAUCAAGGUGGAGGAGAUGUAA
Lepidothrix coronata (blue-crowned manakin) is the source of this 1002-nucleotide messenger RNA. RefSeq names its product protocadherin gamma-B5-like. The record is from RefSeq and is a predicted model, not a curated record. Gene Ontology annotation, molecular function: calcium ion binding. Bases 1 to 1002 code for a protein of 333 amino acids. Gene Ontology annotation, biological process: homophilic cell-cell adhesion. NCBI's taxonomy places the organism in Eukaryota, Metazoa, Chordata, Aves, Passeriformes, Pipridae. The transcript is spliced from 5 exons. Gene Ontology annotation, cellular component: plasma membrane.